AUGCAGAGAUUUGUGUGUUUUCAGCAAGGAUAUCGAUUAGUGAAGUGGUACACUUUGCCAAACAGAAAAAAGGAACCAAAGAUUGAGACAAGAACUGGGCGCGAAGCACAAUUCCAAGUCAAGUUUGUAAAGGUAACCGGAAGAUGGCAUAUGACUCGAUUUUCAAAUGUUCAUAAUCACAAACUAUUGGAAGGAUGGCUGAGCAGGUUAUUGCCAGGUCAUCGGAGUAUGUCCAAAGCCGAAAUUGCACUCAUGAACAACAUGUGUAAGUCGGGAAUUAGCACAUCCCAGGUUUAUGCUUUGCUAGAAAGUCAAAGUGGUGGUUUUGACAAGUUGAACUAUGGUCCUAGAGACAUGUACAAUCAAAUAGCUAAGGUGAGACGUGAGAUUCCAGAGGAUGUGGGUAGAGCAUUAAAUUUUUUGGAGGAGAAGGCUGCAAAGGAUAAAUCUUUAUACUACCAAGAGCUUCGGGCGACGGAUGGAAGGUUACUAAAUCUCUUUUGGUGUGAUGGUUUAUGUAGAGAGGACUAUGAAUUGUUUGAAGAUGUUGCGUUUGAUGCUACAUAUAACAAGAAUAAAUAUAAGUGUCCUUUUGUUGUGUUCACAUGUGUUAACCAUCACAACCAAACUGUUGUCUUUGCUGCAUGCAUUGUAACAGAUGAGACGAAUGAGAGUUAUAUAUGGGUGUUGCAACAGUUUUUGGAGGCAAUGAAUGGUAGAACCCCAUCCUCUAUGAUAACUGAUGGGGAAAGGGCAAUGAAGAAUUUGUGUGGAGAUUACCAGAUUCCAGUGUUCCGUAGCAACCGGCAAACAUUGGUAGAGGAAUUUGGGAUUGAGGAAAAGGAAUGGCUAGAUGAAAUUUAUGAGAAACGUCGAUCAUGGGCAACAUGUUACAUCUGA
Arachis duranensis is the source of this 900-nucleotide messenger RNA. RefSeq names its product protein FAR1-RELATED SEQUENCE 5-like. The record is from RefSeq and is a predicted model, not a curated record. NCBI's taxonomy places the organism in Eukaryota, Viridiplantae, Streptophyta, Magnoliopsida, Fabales, Fabaceae. The coding region runs from base 1 to 900 and encodes 299 amino acids. The transcript has 2 exons.